AUGUCUCGAGUAGGUUAUGCUCUUGAGCCCAAGAAAGUCGAUACCUUCAUUCAACCCUCAUUCCUCCAUUACGCCAAACAACACUCCAUCGAUCUCGUACAAAUCGACCUCACCAUACCCUUAUCCCAACAAGGUCCAUUUCACUGCAUCAUCCACAAACUCCACACCCAAAACUGGAAGAAACAGUUACACGAAUUCUCAACCAAAAACCCUAACACAGUCAUCAUCGACCCUCCCGAGUUGAUAGACCGUAUUCACAAUCGCAUUACCAUGCUCGAAUCAGUGAAACAGUUAGAACUUUCUAUCGAAAAUGGAAACGCGACUGUUGAAAUUCCCGACCAAGUUGUCGUCAAGGAACCGAAAUUAUUCGAUUUCGGUUCGAUUGAGGAGCAGGGUUUGAGGUUUCCUUUUAUAGCGAAACCGUUGGAGGCUAACGGGACUGUUGAUUCUCAUAAUCUGUUUCUGGUUUUCGACCGUGACGGUGUUAAUUCCUUGGAUAAUAAUCCUAUGGUGCUGCAGGAGUUUGUGAACCACGGUGGGGUCAUUUUCAAGAUUUACGUUGCCGGGAAGCAUUUUAAUUGCGUAAAGCGUAAAUCUUUGAAUGAUAUUUCAGAAGAGAAGCUCAAAACGAUUAAAGGGUCGGUGCCGUUUUCGCAAAUAUCCAACUUGGGCGAGGGGGAGGGUGGUGGUAGCAGUGUUGUUGAUAAGGCUGAAAUGCCUCCUCAGAGUCUGGUUGCUGAGUUGGCAAGAGUGUUGAGGGAAAGAUUAGGACUUAAUCUUUUCAAUGUGGAUGUGAUUAGAGAUGGUAAAAAUCCAGGAAGGUACCUUGUGAUUGAUAUCAAUUACUUUCCUGGGUAUGCAAAAUUACCAUCUUAUGAAGAGUUUUUCACCAAUUUUUUGAUGGAUGUUGUGCAACAAAGUGAGUCUGUUUGA
Molecule: messenger RNA, 933 nt
Organism: Lathyrus sativus (Indian pea)
Lineage: Eukaryota; Viridiplantae; Streptophyta; Magnoliopsida; Fabales; Fabaceae
Source: the annotation of a GenBank genome assembly